CUGUCGCUUCUUGUAUAAAACCGUCUUCUAUCUCGUUUUAGAUUUAUGUAGUAGCAUUCAUAUAGUUUUUGUGGCACAAUUUACAGAGCUGUGAUAAGCGGGAUACUAAUACUGAUAACAGUGUUUAGUGAUUUAGUAAAAUGUCAAUAUUAAUGCACGUCCCAAAUUUUCUGAUGAGAAAAUGUUUCCUGUCGGAUAUCAUAGUUUCUAACACGUACAGAAUUGGUGACUGGAACUAAUAAUUGUAUAUUGGAAAACAUAUCCUAUCAAAUCAUUUUCGAACUGCUACUGUUGGAAUUGGAUGCUGAAAUGUUGUUUAAACAUACCAAGCAUCAUCACUGAGCACCAUGACAAUCUUGAAAACAAACCGGAAUGGAAAAAAUACACAUUAGCAUGUAUAUGCGCUCGUACAUGUUUUUUUGCUGUCACUUUUGUGAAGCUUUCCGUGCUUUCACUUCAUUGUUAUUUGCUAUUAAUUCAUUUGAAUUUGGUCGUUUGUUUCUGCAGUAUAAUAAUCCCAACCUACUGAAACAAAAGCAUUAGCAUUUUUGAGUAAACUUGCUUCUGACCAACAAAUCUAGAGUAUGUUCAAAUAACAUAAAAUGGCGAGUGCCUAGGCGAGAGCAGGCUCGCUGUGAAAAUGCUAAUAAACUGUGCAAUGGGCAGUUUCUGAAAUUACAGCUUUUCAAACUAUUUACCUAUUACAGUUAUCAAACAAUCACUCAACUAAUCUUCCAAAACAACACGAAAACUAGACACUUAACUUUUCCCGCACCUUUUUUUCCGAAACAAAUUUGCGAAUGUUUAUUUAUGGACGCUGCAUCUGACUUAUGAAAUGUCAAAAGAUACUCAAUUCUUGUCCCGCUUUCGAAACGGUUAGAUGUCGGCAUAUCAUGAAUCACUGAUUUACUUUAUCGGAAGCUAGUGUCGACAGCGAUGAAGUUCUGAAAGCAAUUAUGGCAGCGGAAUUUCUGGCGGAGAAUAAUUUCUGCGGGCAGGCUAUACUGCAGAUCGUAGCCGAGGGUAAUACAAUUAUUUGUGAGCUGUUGCGACUGAAGGAAUUUAUACCGGAAGUGUUUUGCUUGAAGACCAAAGAUGAACAGCAGCGCUACGGAGAGCUGAUUAUGGAUUUCAGCUAUUUUCAAAUUGCUGACGCACGAGAAGCUAAAAUUGAGGUAGAUGACAAGCUACAAUAUCUGGACGAAGAAAUACGGGAUAAUUAUCUUUUUAUUUUGAACCGAUUUUACAUUGUCUUUGAAAGCAUUCAUAAAUAUGUGAAGGAUUUGAACACUUUCAUAGACGAACUUAGCUCGGGUAUGUUUAUCCAGCAAUCGAUGGAAAAAGUUUUCCAAGAUGGUGAAGGUAAACAAUUACUGUGCGAGGCCCUCUAUUUGUACGGUGUGAUGCUAUUAGUUGUAGAUCUGCAGAUUCCUGGCGUAGUCCGCGAACGAUUGCUUGUUUCCUACCACAGAUACAGUACACUGAAGACUGAUGGCGAUAGUAAUAUUGACGAAGUUUGUAAAUUACUUCGCUCUACGGGUUUCAAUGAGGGAACCACCAAACAGAAGAUGGUUUUGAACUAUCCAGAAGACUAUUUCAGCAGGAUACCGAUAAAUCCAACCUACGUAGAAAUGGUUAUAGGAAGACUCCGCUCGGAUGAUGUCUACAAUCAGAUAACGGUUUAUCCAUUGCCAGAGCACCGUUCGACCGCUUUGGCUAACCAAGCGGGAAUGCUGUAUGUUUGUUUGUUUUUUGCUACCAACACGUUGCAUAAUCAGGCGGCAAGAAUGCGAGAAAUUGUGGAUAAAUUUUUCUCCGACAACUGGAUAGUGUCUUUUUAUAUGGGCAUAACAGUAAAUUUGCUAAAUGCUUGGGACUGCUUCAAGGCCGCCAAAUCUGCUAUGUUUAACACAUUUGAUGCAAACAAUCUGAGAGAGAUUUGUGCCAAACAAAAGCGCUCGAUGGACACGUUACUCGGAAGAACAAAAAGCAUAUUGAAAGAGGGCACUCUGACGGAGCAGAAAUUACUGGAUAACAUUCCGAAGGUCACUGCUUUGAUUCGUGAAUGCAACAUUACGGUACGCUGGGUGAUGUUGCAUACGGGGCUGCCCAUCAUCGAAAAUGGCAGUCCAGCAUCGCUGAAAAAGUGUCAACAGGUGAAGACACUAAUUGAGAGCGAAAUCAACUUUGAAGGGAUUGAAUUUUUCGAACUUCUUUUGAAUACGGCACAAUUGGAGGUACGGAUUAGGGAAAUUUUGAAAACAAUACUGGAUGAACGCGUUCAGAGAUGGGACAAUUUCAAACAAGAAGCAUGCGAGCGUAUACAGGAUCUAGCGGACGCGUAUUCCGGUGCGAAACCGAUUGGAAAGAUGAAAAAGAAUGACAGUUUGAGCAAAUGGUUCUUAAACAUUCAAAAAGAAAUCACCGGUCUCAGUAAUGAAGAAGCACGCCUUAGCGUAUCAGGGCGAACAAUCAUUCAACUGAUUCAAGCUUUAGAAGAAGUCCAAGAUUUUCACGACCUCAAUAAAAACAUGCAAGUGAAACAAAAUAUGCUUGAAACUCGUCAAUAUCUGCAUCAAAUGUUUCACACUAUCAGCAUCAAAGAAGAUGAUCUGAUCAAUCUCCAGCUGAUUGGUGAUUUUAGUUACGCAUGGAGGCUUAUUGAUAGCUACGCACCAAUGAUGCAGGAAAACAUAAAAAAGCAGCCCGGUUUGGUGAUAAAAUUAAGAUCAACUUUUCUCAAAUUGGCUUCUGCUUUGGAAAUUCCUUUGCUGCGGCUGAACCAGGCGGAGAGUGAAGAUCUGAUGGAUGUUUCGAAGUACUACAGCAAUGAAUUGGCGAACUUUGUUCGAAAAGUAGUUCAAAUAAUUCCUGAGACUAUGUUCUCGAUUCUUGCUCAAAUCGUCGAUCUGCAAACCAACGUUAUCAAGCAAAUUCCUAUGCGGCUGGAAAAGGAAAAAAUGAAGGAAUAUGCCCAGCUGGAUGAAAGAUUCCAAAUUGCAAAACUAACCUAUUCGGUAUCCACCUUCACCGAAGGAAUACUGGCAAUGAAGACUACAUUGGUUGGAGUUGUCGAGCUGGAUCCCAAACAGCUGCUCGAAGAUGGAAUACGGAAGGAGUUCGUGAAGAAUGUGUCGGAUGCAUUUCACAACACACUGAUUUUCAACCCAAAAGCCAAAGAAUCCGAACUAGAGUCCAAAUUGGCAACUCUCCAUAAAAUAACGGACGGUUAUAAGAGAUCCUUCGAAUAUAUUCAGGAUUAUUUGAACAUCCAUUGUCUACGCGUGUGGAAUGAGGAAAUGCAACGAAUUAUGAAUUACAAUCUGCAGCGUGAGUGUAAUCCGUUUAUGAAAAAUAAAAUUCAGGAAUGGAAUUCGGAAUAUCAGAGUAGUACCAUACCGAUUCCAAACUACGAACCAGUUGAUAUGGCUUCUGUCACGUUUGUAGGCCGUUUAGCGCGAGAAAUUUUAAGAAUCACUGACCCGAGAACAACCACCUACAUCGACAUAUGUACCACCUGGUAUGACCAGAAGACCCACAAAAGUAUAUUAACUAACAAGUUUGCUAGCCGUGUAAACGAAACCUUUGGACCUCCGGGACUGGUCGGUCUAAAUAGGCUGUACUCUUUUCUGGUAACAAGUGAAUUGGAAAACUUUCUAAUGACCAUUCGACGUAAACUGCAACAGGAAGCGGCCUGGUAUGAUGCGCUAAGCAAUGUCGAAGCCGAGCUCCAAAAAGUCGAUUUUGUGGAAAACCCUGCGAAAACCUACAUAAGUCUGACUACCAACUUCACUCGUAUUUGGCCUCAGUUGCAAGAUUGGAUUCUCAGAAUUGGCCAGAAGCAAAUAAUUCGAAAACAUAUUGCUUCUGAGUUGAACUGUAGCUGCAAAUUGAAGUCCACUAAGCUAGAAUCGUCCUUGCGAGCGUUGAACGACGCUAUCCUUAUGGACGUUAAACGCCACACUCUGGAUGAGAACAAACCGCUACCCAGUGCCGACAUGAUGUUUGAACUGAACCAAUACAUGGAAUAUGCAGGCUUGUACAAUCCAUUUCGAAAAAAGUAUAUCAGCACGGAGAGUCCGCCGUAUUUAUCGCUUUUGGUGUUUCUGUUUGUAAUAGUGCAUUUGCCCCGUUUUCAGUACAUGAAAAAUGUUGAUAGCCUCAUAGCUAAAAAGAAAAAUGACGCCAUCGAUGGUUUUCCUAUGGUGAUGGGCCUGUUGACAAUUUUUCGCCAAUUCCAGAACGGUGAAACGGAUCUUUUUAUUCAGUAUACCUGUCAAUACGUUGCAUCACUAGUAGAUUUCAAUUUGAAGGCUAAACAGGAAAUUUGCCAGGAGGCAGUGACAGCGUUGCGUUUUCUGGAAACAUUUACUCGUGUUACCGAGAUCCCACGUAGUUACUUGGAACAGUACAUUCCCGAGGCAGUUUUGAACCAGUAUGACUUUUUAUCCGGAGGAAAAUCUUGACAAGAUUGGUGGUGUAUUGGUCACUAACCUUUUUCGUAGACAAGCAUAUUAUUUUCUACACAAAUUAGGCUGCUCUUGUGAUUGAAGAAUAUGUACAGCAAAAUUCAAUUUUGUAAGUAUGUACAAUGUUAUUGCAACAACGUCACGAAGACAUUCAAAUAAAACUGUGGUUUUCUAAUAUUA
This is a messenger RNA of Wyeomyia smithii (pitcher-plant mosquito), 4649 nucleotides long. It is a transcript of the gene Strump, whose product is annotated as WASH complex subunit 5. NCBI's taxonomy places the organism in Eukaryota, Metazoa, Arthropoda, Insecta, Diptera, Culicidae. Gene Ontology annotation, biological process: endosome fission; regulation of actin nucleation; actin filament polymerization. The coding region runs from base 957 to 4466 and encodes 1169 amino acids. The record is from RefSeq and is a predicted model, not a curated record. Gene Ontology annotation, cellular component: endosome; WASH complex. The transcript has 7 exons.